This is a messenger RNA of Populus trichocarpa (black cottonwood), 678 nucleotides long. RefSeq names its product glycine-rich protein 5. The record is from RefSeq and is a predicted model, not a curated record. Lineage: Eukaryota; Viridiplantae; Streptophyta; Magnoliopsida; Malpighiales; Salicaceae. The transcript has a single exon. Bases 155 to 490 code for a protein of 111 amino acids.
UCAUUCAAUAUACAUUUAAUUCAAGAAACCUUCUCCCACAUGUAAACCUGCCUUUAAAAGGAGCUUCAAUGCAUGGCAGUACUGGCACACCAUUACUACAGCAGCAAAUACUUUCUUGAUCAGAUUUAGUACGAUAGAAAUAUAGAGAGACAACAUGGCAAGGUGUUAUUGCAUUCUAGUUUUAAUUGCUCUUGUUAUUGCUCAAGCAAGUGCUAGGGACGUGCCCAUAGACGCUGGCCUCGAUGACCAAAAGAACUUCAUCGCAUAUGGCGGUGUAGGUGGCUUUGCUGGAGUUGGUGGUCUGCCAAACCUUGGCGGUGUUGCUGGUGGCCUCGGUGGACUUGGUGGGGUUGGUGGCUUGGGUGGAGACUCAGGUAGUGGUGGAGCUCUUGGUGGAGGUGUUGGUGGAGGCGUUGGUGUUGGUGGAGGCUUGGGCGGUGGCAGUGGAGAUUGUGCUGAUGGUGAUGCUGGCUCUCUCUUCCACCCUUGAUUUCGCUCCUCAUUGGCUCUUCGUUAUAUAUCUACUUUAAUAAGUUGCUAUACGUAGACAUUGUGCUUUUUAAUUCUUCUCCUGUCAUCUUUCAUUGCUUUCGGAUUACAUAGGUAAUUUGUCAGCAGGCUCUUCAUUUGAUUUGCGAGGAUCUUUAUCUAUCUAUCUAUUUAUCUGUCCUUCCUGUA